This is a messenger RNA of Adelges cooleyi (spruce gall adelgid), 1941 nucleotides long. RefSeq names its product glucosidase 2 subunit beta-like. The record is from RefSeq and is a predicted model, not a curated record. Gene Ontology annotation, biological process: N-glycan processing. The transcript is spliced from 9 exons. Gene Ontology annotation, molecular function: calcium ion binding; protein binding. Lineage: Eukaryota; Metazoa; Arthropoda; Insecta; Hemiptera; Adelgidae. Gene Ontology annotation, cellular component: glucosidase II complex. The coding region runs from base 166 to 1680 and encodes 504 amino acids.
AUCUCUAGUCGAUGUUUUUGUGGGUACUUGUGUUAUCAAAAUCAACUUAUGUGUUAUUUUAGAAAAACAGUUCCUACUUCAUUUAAGUAUCACCAUUAGUAAUUUUAAUAUGUCUUUAAAUCUUGACCUAAUAAUCGUUUUAACUAUGUCGAAAGAACUUUAGAAAUGGAAAAAAUAUCGUAUGUACUCUUGAUAAUCUUAUGCAAUUUAUUCUCUUUAAUUACAUGUUUAAAUAUAGUACGGCCAAGAGGUGUUCCAUUUGAAAGAGCUUCCUUGUAUAGACCAGAAAAGGACUUUUCAUGUUUUGAUGGAAGUAUUGUGAUUCCGUUUUCAUUUGUAAAUGAUGACUACUGUGAUUGUCUAGAUUCAAGUGAUGAACCGGGUACCUCGGCAUGUCCUAAUGGCACAUUCUAUUGUACAAAUGCUGGACAUACAUCUCUUGUCAUACCAUCAUCAAGAGUAAACGAUGGAAUUUGUGAUUGUUGUGAUGGUUCAGAUGAAUGGGCUUUUGAUCAGAAAAAAAGUCCAUGUGGCAGUACUUGUGAACAACUUGGACGUGCAGCUAGAGUAGAAGCAGAAAGAGUUCAACAAAUGUAUGUGGCUGGAAACGAAAUUCGCGCUCAACUUAUAGGUAAAGCAAAAGAACAACGUGCUGAAAAACAAAAUAAAAUAUCUGAUCUGCUCCAGCAAAAACAUGACGCUGAAGUAAUUAGAAAUCAGACAAUGAAAGAAAAAGAGGAAGCUGCAAAUAUAGAAAAAACUGUACUUAAUACAUAUCAUCUAGUUGAGGAAUUAACAAAAAAACAUCAAGAUGAAGCAAAACAAGAGAAAGAUAAAAUUGAAGCACAAAACGCAUUUAACUCGAUAGACACAAAUAAAAACAAUAUAAUUGAUGAAGAUGAAGUAGGUGCUUACAGUACAUUUGAUCAAAAUAAAGAUGGUACAAUUUCGCAAGAUGAAAAAGAUUAUAUUAUGCAAAAUAAAAAAAAACUUAGUUUAAACGAUUUCAUGUCGACUGGGUGGACACGUCUAAAAAAAUUAAUAAUAUUCAGUUCAUUCACAAACGAGCAAUCCGAAAAGUCUAUUGAAAGAAUUGAUGACAAACGAGUCGAUGAUGAAACUUCAAAUGACGGUGUUGAACAUUUAGAUAUUGAUCAUUCUAUAGAUAAGCCACAGUACACUAAAAAUAUACAACUUAUCAUUGAGAAAGCUAGAAAAGCUCGUGAAUCAUUUGAAGAGGCUGAUAGAAGAAUCAGAGACAUACAACGAGAAAUAUCCCACUUACAGGAAUCAUUAACAAAAGAUUAUGGACCAGAAGAUGAAUUUGCAACUUUAGAUGGAGAAUGUUAUGAAUUUGCUGAUCGUGAUUAUGUGUACAAAUUAUGUCUAUUUGAUCAAGUUACUCAACGCCCAAAAAAUGGCGGUUCUGAAGUAAGGCUGGGAGCAUGGAAUAAGUGGAUUGGAGAACCAAAAUAUCAUACCAUGUUAUAUGAUAGAGGUCAGUCGUGUUGGAACGGUCCUCCACGGUCUACUCAUGUUCAUUUAAUUUGUGGUUUGGAACCAGCUAUAAUAUCGGCAUCAGAACCUAAUCGUUGUGAAUAUGCCAUGGAUUUUGUUGUACCGAGUGCAUGUACCCAACCUGACGAAAAAACCCAAGUUUCUGAACAUGAUGAACUUUAGUAUAAAUUUUAAGUUGGAACCCUAAGCAAUAUGUUUUUUUUUUAAUCAUGCAAUAUGUUUUUUCUUACAGAAGAGCAUGUAUUUUUAUGAGUUGAGCAAUUUGAUGUUGAUAAUUUGUUAAUUAUGAUAUACUAUGAUUUAAUCUCUUUGUUUGAAUUACUUUAUUAUUAUUAAAUCUUAAUUUAUUUGUCAUCUAUUAACAAGAUUUAGAAUCACAACAGAAAUGUAUUUUUUUUUUUAAAUUGGCAGUACAAAAAUGUC